This is a messenger RNA of Gekko japonicus, 1377 nucleotides long. Its product is annotated as solute carrier family 2, facilitated glucose transporter member 5-like. Bases 343 to 1377 code for a protein of 344 amino acids. Gene Ontology annotation, molecular function: hexose transmembrane transporter activity. Lineage: Eukaryota; Metazoa; Chordata; Lepidosauria; Squamata; Gekkonidae. Gene Ontology annotation, cellular component: membrane. The record is from RefSeq and is a predicted model, not a curated record. Gene Ontology annotation, biological process: monosaccharide transmembrane transport. The transcript is spliced from 11 exons.
CGCUGGUCUCGGCCUUUGGAUCUUCUUUCCAUUAUGGCUACAAUCUCGUCGUCCUCAACUACCCAGCUCAGUUGAUGCAAGAGUUUUACAACCAGACGUAUCGCAGGAGGAAUAACAUCAACAUGGACCAAGGCCUGCUCCUGUUCCUGUGGGGGCUCACGGUUACGUUCUUCCCCGUCGGAGGCCUGGUUGGGACCCUGUGGGCUCGGCCCCUGGCGGAUCAUUGUGGCAGUCGCUGGUGUCCUCUUCGGUUGCUCCAAAGUGGUGCAUUGCUACGAACUGAUCAUCUUCGCACGCUUGGUCAUUGGAAUAUCCGCAGGCAUCGCCUGCAGUGUCGUCCCCAUGUACCUCGGCGAGAUGUCCCCGCACAACCUGAGAGGAGGCGUAAUUGUGGUGUCCCAUUUCUUCAUCACCUUUGGCGUCUUGGUUGCCCAGGCCCUCGGUCUCCAUGUCGUCCUUGGAACCAGGAGAGACUGGCCGAUUUUGUUGUUCCUCACCUGCAUCCCGGCAUUAUUCCAGGUCUUUCUGCUGCCCCGCUUCCCUGAAAGUCCCAGGUAUCUACUGAUACAAAAGGGAGAUGAAGAGGAAGCAAGGAAAGCCUUGCAGAAGCUGAGAGAGCGGGACGAAGUGGAGGAUGAGAUAGAAGAGCUGAGAAUGGAGGACGACUUUGAGAAGCCAGAGAAGCAGAUGUCCAUGUGCAAGCUGGUCCUUUGCAGAAGCCAGCAGUGGCAACUUCUGUCCAUUUUCGUCAUGACGCUUGGCCAACAUCUCUCUGGUCUCAACACAAUACACUAUUAUGCAGAGGUAAUCUACCGAUCUACAGGCGUACAAGAGGACAACGUCAGGUACAUCACUGUGAUGAUAAGCGCGACCGUCAUCUUCAUCACCACCAUAACGAUUUUUGUGGUCGAUUCUUCGGGGCGAAGGACGCUGCUUCUCACCGGCUUUGGGAUCUGCGGCAUCAGCUGCAUUCUGUUAGCCAUGGCCCUGGAACUUCAGAGCACCAUUCCCUGGAUGUGCUACUUUAGCACGGCUUUUGUCAUUCUCUAUGUGAUCGGACACUCCGUCGGGCCCAGUCCCAUUCCCAGAGUGAUGGUCGCAGAGAUGUUCCUGCAGUCGUCCCGGGCCUCUGCCUUCAUGACUAGCGAAAUCGUGCACUGGGUCACCCACUUCUUUUUGGACAUGCUGUUUCUUCAUAUGACGGUUGAUAUCAAGCCCUACAGCUUUCUCGUCUUGCUCUUCAUCUGCAUGGCCACCUACGCUUACAUCUACAGGAUGGUCCCAGAAACCAAGAAGAAGACCUUUGUGGAGAUCAGGAAGCUUAUGGAGGACCACAUGGCCCGGAAGAGCCUGGGGAAGAUGCAACUGGGGAAGUAG